AUAACACGCUGUGACGUCACUCGGUUCCGGCUUCAGCGUCGGCGUCAGCACCAUGACAACAGCAGCAGGUCGAGUGUGAGAAGCUGGGAUGUCUUGAGCUUUCUUGUUUUACCACACAUUACUGGAGAAAAUAUCACUGCAUCCAGGAUGUCUUUAUUUAAGGCUCGUGAUUGGUGGGCUUCAGUGCUGGGGGAGGGGGAGGAGUUUGACCAGGGAUGUCUGUGUGUUGGGGAUGUGGAUAACAGCGCAAGUGGAUAUGAUAAGAUUGUAGUGGGCAGUUUUAUGGGGAUGUUACGCAUUUUCUCACCUCACCCUGCUAAAGCAGAGGAGCCGAUGGAAGCUGACACCCAGCUGCUGGAGGUUCAGUUCCCCGACCCCAUCAUUCAAGUGGAGAUGGGGAAGUUUGUCUCGUGUUCAGAGCUGCUCCAUCUGGCAGUGCUUCACCCCAGGAAGCUGUCUGUCUAUGCUGUGUCAGGUACUGCUGGGAAUGUUGAACAUGGUGACCAGUAUCAGCUGCGACUGGUGUAUGAACACAACCUGCAGAGAACAGCUUGCAACAUGACGUAUGGUCCCUUCGGGGGUGUCACAGGUCAUCAUUUCAUCUGUAUCCAGUCCAUGGAUGGGAUGCUGAUGUUUUUUGAGCAGGAAACGUAUGCUUUUGGUCGCUUCCUGCCUGGCUUCCUGUUGCCCGGCCCACUGAGCUACUGCAUCCGCACGGACUCCUUCAUCACGGUCUCCUCCACACGGCAGGUGGAGUGCUACAGGUACGAGACACUGGCUGUAGCCACAGAUGCAGACACCAGACAAGACUCUGAUCAGCAGAGCAAGAGCUCAGGGAAGAGACUGACGGCGGACUGGACGCUGGUGUUAGGAGAAGAGGCUUUAGAUAUCUGUGUUCCCAACACAUCGUCAGCGAUGUCCUCCAUCUUUGUGCUGGGGGAGAGAAAUUUCUUUUGUCUCAAGGAUAAUGGUCAGAUCCGCUUCAUGAAGAAACUGGAGUUCAACCCCAGUUGUUUCUUGCCCUACGGAUCAGUUUCCGAGGGUUCCACCAACAUCCUGAUGUGUAACCAUAACAACAUGCUGCUGGUGUACCAGGAUGUGACGCUGAAGUGGGCGGCCCAGCUGUCCUGUGUGCCUGUGGCUGUACGUGUCGCUAACUUCCCGGAUUUGAAAGGGCUGGUGGUGACUCUGAGCUCUGAUGGUCAUCUCCAGUGCUCUUACAUGGGCACUGACCCCUCCUUCUUCACUGCACCUAAAGUGGAUGCCCGAGAGGUCAACUAUGAUGAGGUCGACACAGAGAUGAAAAUGUUGCAGAAGGUUAUUCGCGGGGCUACCAAAACCCAAGACAUUCUUCCGAGGGCAGAGACUGAGGAAGAGCUUACUCUGACCGCCAUAGUCUCAUCUAACCUGGACGAAGUCUCGUGCGCUGUCAUAUCUGAGAUGAAUGGGAUGCCUGUCCCCUCUGUCACAGUCAAGGUUAAAAUAAAGAGUCGUUCUGCAGUGCAGAGCCCAAAGAUGACGGUGUGUGUUCAGCCUCCUCUAGCAGUAACACAGGACCAGUUUGUGUUGGACUCUAUGGGCAGUGGCUGCGAGUUAGUGCUGAGAUUCUCAGCCUUUCUGAACGGCCACUAUCCUCCAGCGGAUUUGUGUGGAGAUAUCGCCGUGUCCUACAGCUCAGCUACAGAGCUCAACCCUGCAGGAAUCCCUCGAGUAUCUCAGUGUAAAUUCAACUUGCCUCUUCGGUUAGUGUGCUACCCCUCCUCAGCUAUCAAAAAUGCCAAGUACAAGAUCACUGUGGACACCAACAAACCUCCUGUCAACCUCAAUGAAGUCUUCCCAGAUUUCUCUGAGAAGUUGGAAAAUAAUGAGAGCAGUGCUUUGGGCUUCCAACUCAUCACAGGCUCGAGGGUCAUUGUCCUUGCCUCCAAAACAUCCCAGCGUUACAGGAUCCAGAGCGAGAGCUUUGAGGAUAUCUGGCUGGUAGCCAAGGAGCUGGUGCAUCGUUUCGACCAGCACUUUGCCUCCCUUGGAGUCAAAGACUUUCAGAACAGCUUCACUGGACCAAUUCCACUGCCUGAGUACUUUGAGACAGUGGACCACCACUUUGAGCUUCGUGUGAAUGUGCAGAAGUAUCAGGAUUUGCUGUCAGAGAGAGCCGUCCAGUUCAGGGCCAUCCAGCGCCGUCUGCUGACCCGCUUUAAAGACAAAACCCCAGGGCCACUUCAAAACCUGGACACACUGAUGGAGGGAACCUACCGCCAAGUUAUAGCAUUAGCAGAUGCAGCAGAAGACAACCGGGAGCGUUUGAUCCAAGCUUUUACACGUUUGCAGAGCGCCACUCACCUCCUCAUCCUGCUGUUGUCACUGUGGCAAGGGCUCAGCUCAGAGCAGACUGCCAUCCUGGAGGCCACACUCCUACCGCUGCUGCAGGACACACCACAGCUUGGCUGGGAGGAAAGCGUGGAUGCAGCCGUCUCCCACCUCUUAAAAACGUGUCUGUCACGCAGCCCCAAAGAUCAGGCCAUCAGCUUGAGCACCGGCCCAUUAACCAUCCCAAAAGACACAUCACGCCUGAAGAAACACAUCACGCUGCUCUGUGACCGCUUGGGCAAGGGUGGCCGUCUCUCUCUCAGCUCAGAAGCCAAUGUCCCUACAACCGUCAUGAUGCCAGCUGGAUGUGAGUCCAUUCCUGAGCCGAUAGUUGAGCAGGAGGAGGAACCACUGCUGCAGCAGGACGCCACCAAGUACAUUAAAAAGAAACAGCCAUCCAAGAGAGUCAAGAGCAAGUCAGAUUCAUCUAAAGAGUCGUCCAGAGAGAAGAAGGAGAAAGACUCUGCUAAAGAGAAGGAGUCUAAGGUGUCGUCAAAAGAGUCUAAAAAAGAAUCGUCCAAGGAAUCCUCCAAAAGAGAGUCUACAAAAGAGUCAAAGGAACCCUCAAAGGACAAGGAGCCAACCAGAGAGAAAGAGUCAUCAAAGGAGUCUGGGAAGGAGAAGACAAAGGUGUCCAGGAAGUCCUCAGUGAAGGUCAAAGAGAAGAAGUCAGAUGCAGGAGACGGUUGAAUACGUUGGCAGAAUUCUUUGGCUUUUUAUUAGUCUGUGUCUCUGUGGAAAGGUUAAUACCUCAUCCUGAUGUUUUUGCUGUAAUUGUAGAAUUGAUAGCAUAGUGGCAGGAAAAAAAACAAAUUAAAAAGUGCAUGUUUUCACUCUCUUUGAGGGCAAGUGGACAUAUAGGAGGGGUUUAUAUUUAAACUCAGCUGUCUGCCACUGCAGCAUGUAGUCUGUGUGUCCAUCGUCUCCUAUUGCUCAGAAAGCCACCUGCGCAGCCCGGCGUGACGUCUGAUCACAGGCUAAGAAUAACCACACCACCUUAUCUCUGCUGUCUGUUGGUGUGACAUUCAGAAUUCAGAGAGCUUUUCCAAUUCCAGUCCAAUUUCUGAAUUUGAGUUGAUGUAGCAAGCAGGACGCAGAAUUGGCAUUCAAACUAAUAUAGAAAGAAAUUCAUAUGGAAGUGUAGUUUUUCAUUUCAUUUAAUUUUAGGCAUGUUAUCAAAUCAACUCUAGAAUGAAUACAUUUCUUUUUAAAUUCUUAAAUUCUGAAUUUCAUUCUUGUGGGUCUACGUUUGUCUCCUUUUCUUCAUGAUGUGGGAAAGUGAGACAUGCAGUUUCUUAUAAACACACAAACUUUAUAUAGAGAGUACGAGGCCAUAGCAGUGGAUAAUCAUGUACAGACUAUUUUUGUAGUUUUCAGAUAUAUGUGGUCUUAGAAAAAAGCAAUAUAUGUAGAUCAUUCUGUCUCGUUUAUGUUCCUUAUCUGUAGAAAUAUGUUUGCAUAUGUCAGUAAUCUACCUUUACAUUGUAAAUGUUAUAUUUUAUAUUAAGAUUUGUGUUUGUUCCAUUUGUUGAAUCAAUAUUACAUUCAUACUAAUAGAUUUGAAUGUGAUCCUUUGGCAUCAGCUGUGUAUUCUGAGGAUGCAUUUCCCUUUAAAACUGCAACAGUAGAGAGAUCCAUCUCUCUCUUUAAAUCAAUUACACUGUCAAAUGAGGCAAUAAAAAUGCCACUCAAUAAUACAACUUAAAAAUAUUAAAAUGUACAAAUGCUCCAGUGA
Molecule: messenger RNA, 4105 nt
Organism: Carassius gibelio (silver crucian carp)
Lineage: Eukaryota; Metazoa; Chordata; Actinopteri; Cypriniformes; Cyprinidae
Product: protein PTHB1
Exons: 23
Coding region: 148-3060 (970 amino acids)
Biological process (GO): cilium assembly
Cellular component (GO): BBSome; membrane
Source: RefSeq, a predicted model, not a curated record